GGUAAAUGCGAGUGAAAGCAGGAGCCGCGCCCUCUGCUGAGCGUCGGGGUGGAACCGUAGAAGUUGGAAGUUGGAACGAGUAACGAGCUAACGAGUAGCGUCCGGAGGCUGGGGACUCCGGGAUCUGGAUAGUAGAGCGAUAGGCUAUAUGGAGCCGUGUGGCAUCGCACUCGCGCAGUCAGAGUGCUACGCUCGCUCGUACGAGCCCGAGGACAAGUGAGGCCUGAGAAGCCGUGGACGAGUGUCGCUCGACAACUGGCGCAGUGCUUGGUAUUGCGAGUGCCGCGGCGCGGAGGUGCUCCGGUCGCCGCCAUGCUCCGUGCAUCGCCGUGGCCCACGGACAAAAGUGCCGGACCGAAGGCGCCAGAGCAAGUCUUUGACGUCCGCGAGCUCGGUGGUGGGCGAGUGUGAUCGCUGGCCCUGGUGCUGGUGUUUGUGCUGGUGCCGCAUGUGUGCGUGCGCGCGCGCCCAAAGCGCCAGGAGGGAGGAUCCAUCGACGUCGUCGUCGUCGUCGUCGUCGUCGUCGUCGUCGUCGUCGUCGUCGUCGUCGUCGUCGUCGCCGUUGUCGUCGUCUUCGUCGUCGCCGUCAUCGUUAUCGUCGCCAUCCGGGGCCGCGGUGGUCGUUGAGCACGGGACCAAAUUCGGUCCCAUUCCCCGUGAGAAUGUGCCGAACUCCGCGCUCUCGAGAGCAAUGAGCAUCGCCAGCAACAUCGUCGUCGAGUGGCUGCACUCGCUACACCUCGGCGAGUACGCCGAGUCCUUCGUCGACAACGGCUACGACGACUUGGAGAUCUGUAAGCAGAUCAGCGAACCGGACCUAGACGCUAUUGGCGUCUUCAAGCAAAGCCACCGUCUGAGACUCCUUCAGUCUGUUAAGAGGCUGCGCGAGGAGGGGGCCGCCAGCGUCUACUUCACCCUCGAGGAGAGUAGCGCCUGCCUUUGCGAGGCCAGCCGCGAGGAUUUGUCCCCGGGCGCCGUUGAUAAGGAGCCGACCGGCGCCCCUCCUCAUACAGGGGCCAAAUUCCUCGACGAGUACGAGGAGGGCAAGGCCGAGCUCGUACGUAUCCCGAGGAUGCAGUUGCGGCUUUUGCUGCAAGAGAAGCUGCGAUCCGACGGCAUUCGGCUGGCCUGUCAGCCCUACANGACACCGGACGGUGAACGUGGAUACCUAGAAGGAUUAGCAUCGCGAUAUGCAGACCUUUUGAGAACACAUUAUGGCGAUGUUCUUGAGCCCCUCGAAGAGUUACGACGCCGUGAAACAAAUACGUCUCCCAGAAUGUCUAAUACUCAACUCACUACAAGUCACUCGCAGCCUAUUUACAUUCCUGGAAAAUAUUCGCCAUCGAGUUGCUUAAGUGAUAAAGAAGAAGAUGAAAUCUACGGUUUUGGAUAUGGAGUUUUUGGUCGUCAAAUGUUACAACAAAGACAACAAAAGCUUGCGCUGGUCACACAAAACAUGGCAUUGACUAAUAGUAACGUUCACCAGCAACAAUCUGUUUACCAGAGUUGUUUGAGUCCAAGGUCCGCAUUUUUUUACGAGUUUCCGCCCAAUGAACAAGGACAAAAUACGAGUAAGAAGAAAACAACGUUUUCAAGGAUUUUAAGAGGUUUAAAGACACAUCGAAAAGAAAAACAUGGCCAAGUACAUAAUUCACCUCGUCAUCAAUUACCCCGAAUGGGUGUACCACAACGAGUUGAUACACCGGAUAGCGUUUUACAAAGCGGCCUCGGGAUAACUUCGGAUGUGGGACACACUGUGCUGCGUUCAAUGGUUGAUCCUCGUGAUUACGAUCGAGUCAAAUAUCUGCAAACAAAUGGAGGCCCAACUAACAGUUUUGAAGAAACCAUACAUAGGUUGAAAGUGCAGGAAGCAAUGAAGAAAAAAGAGCGAUUCAACAAAGAGCAUGAGCAGAUUCUACGGGACAUCCGGCAAGGAUUAAUGCAGUUAGGGCGAGAUGGUCAAGGACAAUAUCCAGGAGAUGAUACAUACAUGUACGACGAAGAGGCAAGAUGCGGAGACUUAAGAACAUUAGAAGUGGUAGGUGGAGGAAUCCAACACUGGUACGAUGAACCUCCAUAUGAAUCCGAUCCUGAAGAUUUUUUGAUGGGAUGUAGUAGCAGUGAAGCAGAUACAAGUACAGCCGUAGAAAAUGACAGGGGCUGUUACACAAUGAAUGUUACUGCGGAGAAUCACAAAGAAAGUAUCAUUUCAUUACGCACAGCUGGUGAUAUAAGCCUACCAAAAGGGCGAUCACGAAAAAGCCAAUCCACUAUGAGGGGACUAAUUGUUCCUCAAGGACAUAAUAAUCCGCCUACCAUAAUACCUUUAACGCAUUCGAGAGCUUCGCGAGAAAGCGGCGAAUAUGCCAGUAGCGACCUACAGAGUCGGAGUAGCGACGAAGAUGAUAACGAAGAAUCACCUCGAAGCCAAAGUACCGAUUAUGAGGAUACGGAAAGGAUUAGGGUAGGAACUGGCAAAUGGCAAGCUAAGAAGCGUUUGAACAUACCAGCAAUAUCGGCACUGGAAAAUUGUGAAAAUGAGAUAAGGGUUGUAGGCGGUAAUACUAAAGUUAACGUAAGUGCAGCUGCGAGUGGUAUCGUUGGCCGAGCAAGGACUCUUCGCCAAGAUGUUCAACGGAAAAUUUCACGACUAAGGCAGCAGCGCAGCUCGAUAAGCGAUGCAGCUUUUCCGUGCAGUGCAAGUAGCGUCGAGAGUCUCCCCAGCGGUAGUGGCUCCAGUAGCACUCAAGCCCUCGUGCGCGUCGAUAGUAAUCACAGUUCCAUAUCCUGCGAAGAUCGAGAGUCGAAUAGUUCACAGCGUGUUGAGUUGCAGCCACCAACGGCAUCGAGCACAUCCUCGAGUACUUUUGGCCCGAUGCCAGUACUCUGUCGUGCUAGAGCUCUGGUCGAUUGCAUGCCUAGUCCUUAUGACAAAGAGGCUUUGGCUUUUAAAAAGGGCGAUACGAUCGAUGUACUACAGAUGAAUAAUAGUGGUCUUUGGAAAGGUAUGGUGCACAAUCGUUUUGGCCAUUUUAAAUUUAUAAACGUUGAAAUUUUGAACGAACGCUUCACUCGACGUGGAAAAUGGGGGCAAAAAUAUAGGCAGAAACCAGGUUCCGUACCUGAGCUUCUACAGCGGAUGAAUUUAAAGGAGUACAUAUCUAUAUUUUUACUGAAUGGUUACGAAGAUCUUGAAUUAUUUCGAGAGUUGGAACCAGCCGACCUUGACUAUCUACGUAUCCAGCAACCUGACCAUCGAGCCAAGAUUCUCACAGCUGUACAACUACUACACGAUUUACAAUCGGGUAGCGAGGGCGAGGAAUUAGCCGGAUCAAGUUCCGACGAAGUGUCCAGCAUUGAUUUUGGUGUAUCGCGACUGGGGAUAGGAAGAAAACAAUAUCAACGAUCAGAAAAUAAUCUUAAUGCCGAGUCGACAGAUAAUAAAUCGACUGAAUUUCAAGCCAACGUUCCACUUCAUCUUCCAGCACCAGGCACCUCGAGCUGCAUUGGUGCUCCGAUAGAUCAGUAAUUUUCUGUUCUAAUCAUUAUAUAAUCACUUAUCUCGCCGUCCUAUCUCCUUGCUAGUUACUAGCUGCUCUUGUGAUAAUUGUAAUUUUAAUAGCACAAAACGUUAGGACUGAAGCAUAACACUGUCAUCAUAAAAUAUAUCGAUAUUUUGAUUAACAAUACAAUUUAAUCGUUUUCACUCUUCCAAUACUACGACCUAAGUGUUUUUACAUAAUUAAUAAAAAUACAUAGAUAAAGACUGUACUUAAACUUGCUUACUAUUAAAAUAUUUCUAAUAUUCGUUUUAACUUUUAUAUGACGUUCGUAUGAAACAUUUUUUUUAAAAUAUUUAAACGUUUUGUGCUAUUACGAAAAUGACGAAAGGAAGAUUAAGACAAUCUCCGCCCUCGGGUGCGUAUAACCCGAAUAUGCCAUAAUCGCCGGUGUAGUAAAUUGAGAAUCAAAAAGUUCUUGAUCUAUGUAUCAUCAUAUUUUGUAUAUACCACCUUUAUUGCAUUCUUCUAUAUCUUUAAUUUUACAAUACCUUGUAUUAAAGCUACCUUUGCCAAAUUUCUGACUAGAUUUUAAGAACUAACAAUGUAUGUGAUGAUACUGUAACACAGCAAACGGGAUCUUUUGUACAUCUUUGUACAGUGUAAAAUUUAAAAUUAGUAUUAAUACAUAAUUAUUGUUUUCGUCUUUCAUUAUCAUC
This is a messenger RNA of Ceratosolen solmsi marchali, 4219 nucleotides long. RefSeq names its product SAM and SH3 domain-containing protein 1. The transcript is spliced from 16 exons. Bases 449 to 3529 code for a protein of 1026 amino acids. Gene Ontology annotation, molecular function: protein binding. The record is from RefSeq and is a predicted model, not a curated record. NCBI's taxonomy places the organism in Eukaryota, Metazoa, Arthropoda, Insecta, Hymenoptera, Agaonidae.